Messenger RNA from Oppiella nova, 693 nucleotides. The record is from the annotation of a GenBank genome assembly. Lineage: Eukaryota; Metazoa; Arthropoda; Arachnida; Sarcoptiformes; Oppiidae.
AUGGACAGGUAUAGGAGGGGCGUCCCUAUCAACGCGUUAUCAGAUGUUGAUAAACACCGGAUUACUAUCAGCCCCACCGACUGGUCGCUGCAUAUCUCCAACACUACAUUCACGGACAUCGGGAACUGGAGGUGCGAACUGCCCGACAAUUCACAAGUAUUUACGAUAUUUAAAGUACGCCCGGAGCCACAGUUACACCCUUUCGACAAACACCAAUCCCCUAACUAUCAAACAAUUACCCGGGUGGUGGGCGACUGGUUUAAACUAAAGUGCCUUGUCAAAUAUGGCUAUUCCCGGGACGCGACUGUCCACUGGUAUAUGUACAAUGAAAGUGAACACGACAAACCUAACAAAACUAUGGUACCGGUGCCUACCGGUGACAAUUCAACUCACGUGAGAAUUGAGAAAUAUAACGACACCCUCUCAUACCUGGCCAUCAAUGAGUUGGACCUAUCGGACAGACAGUAUUACGUGUGUAUCGCCCGGAAUGGUGUCGCAGAGACUAAUAACACGGUUCUGUUGAAAGUUAUUGAUAAAUGGGCGGCAUUUUGGCCAUUUACAGGCAUCUUGGUCAUUACCCUGACAAUUUUAGGCAUGCUAUUCAUAUAUGAAAAGUGUAGGACUAAACCAGUAGUUGGUGAUACCAGUGCUGAUAAUUAUCAAGCAUUACUUGCAUCAGAAGAAAAUUUAUAA